Messenger RNA from Neoarius graeffei (lesser salmon catfish), 2799 nucleotides. It is a transcript of the gene shmt2, whose product is annotated as serine hydroxymethyltransferase 2 (mitochondrial). The transcript is spliced from 12 exons. NCBI's taxonomy places the organism in Eukaryota, Metazoa, Chordata, Actinopteri, Siluriformes, Ariidae. Gene Ontology annotation, molecular function: cobalt ion binding; mRNA regulatory element binding translation repressor activity; glycine hydroxymethyltransferase activity. The record is from RefSeq and is a predicted model, not a curated record. Gene Ontology annotation, cellular component: cytosol; mitochondrial inner membrane; mitochondrial matrix. Gene Ontology annotation, biological process: tetrahydrofolate interconversion; folic acid metabolic process; purine nucleobase biosynthetic process. The coding region runs from base 74 to 1573 and encodes 499 amino acids.
ACCCCACUGGUGCUGGCUGGCGGGUUGUGUGUGCAGAGAGCCUGUGUGCUUCGAGCUUUUACACCACGUUAUCAUGAUGCUGACACUGUCACGGAGAUGUUUAAUCCGGCCUCUGUGCCAGCGUGUGAGCUCGACUCUGAGAGGGCAGCACUCCGCAGCAGCACAGGCGCCUGAUCACGAUCGACUCUGGAGUGGACAAGACAGCCUGGCACAGGAUGAUCCUGAGAUAUGGGACCUGCUGCGGAAAGAGAAGGACCGACAGUGUCGUGGGCUCGAGCUCAUUGCUUCAGAGAACUUCUGCAGCCGUGCAGCGCUCGAGGCCCAAGGCUCCUGCCUCAAUAAUAAGUAUUCAGAAGGAUACCCAGGAAAGAGGUAUUAUGGCGGUGCGGAGAUAGUGGAUCAGAUCGAGCUGCUGUGUCAGAAGCGCGCUCUCGCAGCUUUUGAUCUGGACCCGGCACUCUGGGGAGUUAAUGUUCAGCCAUACUCAGGCUCACCGGCUAACUUCGCCGCCUACACGGCCGUGCUCAGCCCCCAUGAGCGUAUCAUGGGUCUCGACCUGCCUGAUGGAGGACACCUUACGCAUGGCUACAUGUCUGACGUGAAGCGAAUCUCUGCUACUUCCAUCUACUUUGAGUCAAUGCCCUACAAACUCAAUCCUAAAACCGGUCUGAUAGACUAUGACCAGAUGGAGCUGACUGCUAAGCUGUUUCGGCCCAGGCUGAUCAUCGCUGGCACCAGUGCUUAUGCCCGCCUCAUCGACUAUGCUCGCAUCAAGAAGCUGUGUAUGGAGUUAAAUGCGUACCUGCUGGCAGACAUGGCCCACAUUAGUGGCCUCGUGGCUGCUAAAGCUGUUCCCUCUCCAUUUGAGCACGCUGACCUCGUCACCACAACCACACACAAAUCCCUCAGAGGAGCCAGAGCAGGGCUCAUAUUCUACCGUAAGGGCGUGCGCUCUGUGGGUAAGAAAGGGGCUCAGGUGAUGUAUGACCUUGAGGACAAGGUCAACUUCUCAGUCUUCCCCUCUCUCCAGGGAGGUCCCCACAAUCACGCUAUCGCUGGGGUUGCUGUGGCUCUGCGACAGGCCAAUACCCCAAUGUUUAGAGAGUAUAUCGUACAAGUGAUGAAGAAUGCUAAAGCCAUGGCUGAUGCAUUGAUAAAAAAAGGAUACACUCUUGUGUCAGGUGGGACUGAUAAUCACUUGGUGCUGGUUGAUUUGAGACCACAGGGAAUGGAUGGAGCACGUGCUGAAAGGGUUUUGGAGCUGGCCUCCAUUACAGCCAAUAAAAACACUUGCCCCGGGGACAAGAGCGCACUCACACCUGGAGGCCUGCGACUGGGCGCCCCGGCUCUGACCUCUCGGCAGUUUAAAGAGACAGACUUCGAGCGUGUUGUGGACUUCCUGGACGAAGGCUUCAAAAUCGCUCUGGAUGUCAAGAAAAAGACGAAUAAAUUAACGGAGUUUAAGAGCUUCCUGCUGGAGGAUCCGGAGACUGUUGCACGGAUCGGUGACCUGCGCAGUCGGGUGGAGGCAUUCGCUCGGCCUUUCCCCAUGCCUGGCUUCUCCGACCACUAACCCAGAGCGGAGGCUGAGAAACGGGUGAAGCUCCACAUCCUUCUAGGAGCCUUUCGGCUACUGUCAGAAGAGUAGAGCACGGAGAAGUAUAUGUUUAUUGGGAUAGCCCUUUAUUCCUAUUGUAUGAGCCGUUUGUUUAUCAGGCACCUUGUUGGUCGAACACAAAGUGAAAUUGCUAUAUGCUGCUCAAAUUCCUUCAUCGCUGCACAGAAUUCAGCUGAAUCCAAGAACAAACUAUUUUUUCCUCAAACUUAAGUCUUAAUGAGAUGUCGUGCAAAUGCACCAUCUACAAAUAGUUUUCUUCACAUUCUAGCUCUGCUUUAAUGUAUAACAAGAACUGAUGCGUACGAUUUAGUUUGGGUUGCCCAAACGUUCAAAUUUUUAAGUGAUUUAAUCAAAAGGGCCUGGAAAUUCCGGUACUUCAAUGCAAACUCCAGUUGAACAGGAAGUAAAUAUCAGACUGCCUCCAGCUGUUCAGUGGCAGUCUGGCUGUGGGUACACACAAAAGAAAGCUCAAAUACAGUACCAGUCAAAAGUUUGGACACCUCUACUCGUUCCUAGGUUUUUCUCCGUCUUGACUAUUUUCUACAUUGUAGAACAACAUUGAAGACAUCAAAACUAUGAAAUAGCAUCUAGAACAUAUGGGAUAUUACAUGGUGGCAUGACGAUCUGAAGUUUAUCUUCGAGUGCUGAAUAUAUAUCCCAAGUAAGCGAGCGAGUGAAAAAGUUAACACGAGAAGAUAAACUUCAUAUCUUUGCACCACCGUGUAAUAUUCUUUUUAUUAUAUGGACACAUCCACAAAAAUGUACGCAAGUUCAUCAAAAGAAUUUUAACUUGAACCGGUUCACCAUUUUCACAACGCACGUCUAGUCAGUGGGAAAACACUGGGAGUGACAUCGUCGGAGUGAAAUUUAAGAAAAUAUGUCACUCAGAUCUGCGAUAAUUACAUUUUGUAUGAAAAAUACGAGUUUUUCAACACGAGAAGAUAAACUUCCUAAGCAAACGUGUGGGUUUUUUUUUUCUUUUUAUUAUAUGGACACAUUCACGAACAAAAAGUACCCACCCAUCCAUUAUCUGUAGCCGCUUAUCCUGUACAGGGUCGCAGGCAAGCUGGAGCCUAUCCCAGCUGACUACGGGUGAAAGGCGGGGUACACCCUGGACAAGUCGCCAGGUCAUCACAGGGCUGACACAUAGACACAGACAACCAUUCACACUCACAUUCACA